Molecule: messenger RNA, 351 nt
Organism: Symbiodinium necroappetens
Lineage: Eukaryota; Dinophyceae; Suessiales; Symbiodiniaceae
Source: the annotation of a GenBank genome assembly
AUGGGCUGGGUGCCCUGCGAGGAUCCGGCCUUUGGAAGCAAAGCUGGGCAGAGCCCUGGCUUCAUGUGCCACAUGUGCCACUUUGCAGGUGAGGCGGCUGAUGCACUUGGGCCACUUGCCGACGACGCCGCCUGCGACAUUGAAAUUGAGAUCUGCUGCGGAUCUGUGCUCCUCGACAACAGUAUUCUUCGGAGCGAUGUCGAAUGCUCUGAAUGCUCGGCAGCAGACUCAGCGGUGCACGAAUCGGUUCUAAGCUUCGUCUUGGCAGACGACGAUGUCGAGCACCCAGCACGGCUUGGUUUGGUCCCGUUGCAAGGCUCAUCCGAGCUUCCUCUUCUGCUGGCUACCUGA